GCUCCGGGACGCGCUCCCAAUGGAUCACUGCUUUCUGUAGCCUUCAUGAAAGCCAGAGAUAUGAGCGACGAAGCAGAGGGGGAUAAUUCAGAUCAAACAAACUUCAAAUGCAAAUCACUGUUGUCAUCUUACUGCAUCGACAGUAUUCUAGGAAGGAAAAGUCCCUUAAAAGUUAAAGCAUCACCAAACAGCUUGUGGCCCCUUCAACCAGACAUGCACCUGCCGCCGAAGCUCCGCCGCCCCUUCGCCCCGUUGACAGACUCCUCCAUUCACACAGACGAAAAUGAGGCAGGGGGCCCGAGGCUGCUACACACGGCUUGUGAAAAGUUAAAAAUUACAGAGGCCUCGCUUGUAAACACCGGUCGCGCUAGAUCGUAUCAGGAGCUUGCUAUACAGUCCUGCAGAGACGCAUCUAGUCCCACGCCAAGACCAAAUGAGGAAGAAACCGACAGUGAAAGACUGUGUAGAGAGACAAUUGUUUCUCCGGGUCUAAUGGGACUGCAAGAACGAGAGGCGUAUUUGAAGAACGGCGAGGAAACUACUUUAUCGGCGGGAAGUGACACCGAAGAUGGGAUGUUAAAGCGAAAGCAGAGGAGAUACCGGACCACAUUUACCAGCUAUCAGCUUGAGGAACUGGAAAGAGCUUUUCAAAAGACUCAUUAUCCAGAUGUUUUCACAAGGGAGGAAUUAGCAAUGAGACUUGAUCUUACAGAAGCACGAGUGCAAGUCUGGUUCCAAAAUCGUCGUGCAAAAUGGAGAAAAAGGGAAAAGGCGGGGGUCCAUUCACACACUCUGAGCCUACACUAUCCUGGAACCCCCCCUGCUACACAGUCCUUGUGUCAUUACCUGAGUGGGAAUCCUUUUGUCCCAAACCCACAUCCACUUAUUGAUUCAUCUUGGCCUGCCCCCCUCCAAAGACCGCCUCAGCCUCCUCCAAACCCUGCCUCCCCUCACGGCUUCAGUGCUCUGUUAGGGGCGGCGAUGUUUAGACAUCCCGCUUUCAUCAACCCCACUUUUGGAAGACUUUUUACAAGCUUAGGUCCAAUGGCACUGCAAAGGAUACCCCUUCCUGCAAUCGAGGGCCAGAUUCAACGCUCCCACCUCGCCAACAACCUUAUCUCCUCUUCACCACCCCUACCUUUAUCCCCGACAGUGGACCUCCAUGCUUCCAGCAUAGCAGCACUGCGUCUCAAAGCAAAAGAGCAUUCUGCUCAGUUGACUCACAUCACUGCUGCUAGAAUGGCUGGAAAAGAGGAGUGCUAGACUCACUCUCACUUGAGAGAUGGCAAAAGACCAAAGUCAAUCAGAAGCACUGAUAUCUGUGGAGUUUUGUAUCAUUAACAGAUUCACUAGUAGACACGUGUAACGUAGUUUUCAGUCACUGGAAGUUGAACUGUAGAAUUCUAAAGCUUUUUAAAUGUUUGUUAAUGAGUGCUAUUUUUUUAUUAUUAGUUGAACAAUCUUAUUAGAUCAUUUCAUCCUGUUUUUAAUAGGAAAUGGACAAAGCAAUUAUCAAACAGCUAUAUGAACAAAUUAACAGCUGCUUUUCACAUCCGACAAUUGUUCGAGGUGUUCUUUGACAGUGAAAGGGAUGUUUUACUCUACAUAUAUUUAUUUUGCAUCAUACAAUGUUAGGAUUUUUUAAGGCUGCACUUUCUGUGUUCACAGAAUAGUAUAUAAAAUAGUUUAUGGUUAUGUCGCCAUGCUAUGAGCCACCAUUCAGGGAAAUAAACAAAAUAUCCAUAUGCUUCUCUUAAUGAAUUAGCCAGGGAAAAUAAGAUAAUGUGAAAGUAAAAAAUAGACGUUUUGUGUUGUCUUAAAAUUCUUUCUGUAUUUAAUGCUUUAAAUAA
Molecule: messenger RNA, 1850 nt
Organism: Puntigrus tetrazona (Sumatra barb)
Lineage: Eukaryota; Metazoa; Chordata; Actinopteri; Cypriniformes; Cyprinidae
Gene: arxb
Product: aristaless related homeobox b
Exons: 5
Coding region: 46-1263 (405 amino acids)
Biological process (GO): regulation of transcription by RNA polymerase II
Molecular function (GO): DNA-binding transcription factor activity, RNA polymerase II-specific; RNA polymerase II transcription regulatory region sequence-specific DNA binding
Source: RefSeq, a predicted model, not a curated record